AUGGCGUCUAAUGACUACAUUGACUCAGCGCAGCACGCUUACUGUAACCGCUUCUGCUGCUCUGACUUCUUCAGGUACCAGGAAGCUGAGCUUUCUCUUCCGGCAUCGCUGCAAACCGAGAUCCUCCCAAUCUUCAGCCAGGAACACUUCACUGCAGACAAGCAGUACGCUACUGGGUACGAUGCCAUAGCAGACUCUCUCAGACUUGCCAGUCAGUUACUGCUGAGUGGCGGAGCUGCUCGCUAUAUCUGCACGAUGGUCGAAGGCAACGUCUUCCACAUCCACGAGGAUGACACUAGGACCAGAGUCACUCUGCCGGACAUCUACAGACUCCGAGCGGAAGGUAAGAAGCCAUUGUUCGCCCAAUACCCACGCAGUAAACAUGUCCAGAAUAGCGUUUACACCAAAGCCAGAGCACGACAGAUUCUGGACAAUCUGUCGAAGCUGGUGACCUUCCACUUCGACGACUCGCUUCCUGACGGCAUGAACGGUAUGACCCAGACCCUUCCGGGCCCACUGACUACUGAGCAGGCUCGAGUCUUUCCAGGGGGUUCCAACGUCCGCAUCCGCAUAGCAGGUUUUAUCUACAAGAAGCUGAACUCCCUUAACGCUCAGCAGGACCCCCAUCGCGAGUACAGUCAACGCGAUAUCGAGAAGGUCCUUCACAUACGCUUCACCCUAGCGAAGCUCCUCGUCCACGAACUCGGUCACGCCCUCAACAUUGCUGUUCAAGGCUCGAUCAAGUCCAUCGGCGAGCCUUUCGAUGGUGAUUGUGAGCUUUCUGAGGGUGGCUUUGCGCUCGAGAAUGCUAUCUUCGACGGCAUCCUUGGUGUGAAUUCCUGCAUGUCCCACAAAAACUACACAAACAAAUGCAGCCGAGCCUGUACUGACUUCGCCAACACAACCUCCACGAUUCCCCUCACGCUCGACGAGUGGCCAUCGGGUACGUAUCAGCACAGCUACCAGCGAGCCGGUCUCCUGCUAGCUUCACGCCGCCAGCUGCCGAAGGUCGAUAAGACACAUCGAGUCCCGCUGAUGUUUCUACAGAACCUGUUCUCGCGAGCCUACUGGGAGCACUUCGUUGACCCCGAGAGUCUAGGUCCGUUGACGGUACCCACGGCGGGGAUUUGGUACGGUAAUUGUGAGUCUACACCAUGCGAGAUUGACGAGAUUCAGGAAGGGGAGUUUCCGAAAGAUGCGCUGUGGGAUAUUGUUAUGGAUGAGGUCGCUGCUGGCAGUAGACCUCUUGUUACGAUCACGAGUGAUGAAGAUAGCGAGAAGGUGAGACACGUGCCUUUGAGAGGUUCUAUUGAUUCUGAUGUGUCUGCUACUGACCUGACGGAGGCUGUUGAGGUCGAUCAGCCUGUGGCGUUGAUCGGCUGGGCUGAAGCGGUUGAGCAGCCUGUCGCAGUUGUGAAGCAGGUUGCGUCGGGUAAGCCUGUUGUGGUGACCCCGCCUGUGGCUGUUGAGCUUUGUGCUGAGCAAGGUUGGGCGGGACCUCAGCCGUUGUGGUUGAUGGCUGCGGAGCGGGCUGUUUGA
This is a messenger RNA of Fulvia fulva, 1539 nucleotides long. RefSeq lists its product as uncharacterized. Lineage: Eukaryota; Fungi; Ascomycota; Dothideomycetes; Mycosphaerellales; Mycosphaerellaceae. The coding region runs from base 1 to 1539 and encodes 512 amino acids. The record is from RefSeq and is a predicted model, not a curated record. The transcript has a single exon.